CACACACACAUAUAUAUAUAUAUAUAUAAGAUUUUGAUAUUCAUGUAUCAGCAGCCACAAUGGGACAUACGUAAAUGACACUGUGAGACACAGUGAGACAUACAUGACAUACAUAUGGGAUCAGGGAUGUUUAUCAGUUCAAGGCCCGUGCGCGCGACUGUUUGCUCGCUAGUUGUGCGCGUUCUCGCGUUCCUCAACACCCCCCGCCCUCCUUCGUCCUCCUCAUCCUCCUCUUCCGUUAAGCCCCCUCUCUCACUCCCUCUACAGUAUCAUUAGGCUGUCCGCUCCACUCCGGCCGCUGGGGGAACACCGCAUAGGACACACGGCAAGAGAAAUAUAGUGAAAAAAAACACAAACAGCCUCAUACCCAUCUUUCUAGCAAGUCCAACUUAUUCACAACACACGUGAGAAGGCCAGGGAAAGGAAUCUGGCUCUCAACGGAGUGCGCAUGAGCGCGUGAAACCGGCUGUUAUUUUUUGUGCGCGUGGUGUUUGUGUGGUGCGGCUCCCGAAAAUGCUGCGGCUCUGAAACAAAGGGACUCCGAGCGGCGUUCACUGUUCUUAGGAAACGACUGGCUGCGAGGCUGACUGCUUCUCUGGAUGGAAAGAUGGAAGCAGAGGGACAGUGGUGGAAAAGCCAACUCGCCUCAGAUAUCCAUCAGGCUCUGAGAAUUAAGGAGCUGAAGUUACCUACAUACCACGCUCACUCGCCUCAGAUUGGCAUGAGGCGCUACUUUGCUGACCUGCUCGCCGUCCUCAGUAAUCGCUACCAGUUGUGCCCCACGGCACGCCACCUGGCCGUCUACCUGCUCGACCUCUUCAUGGAUCAUUAUGACGUAGCAGUGAGACAACUUUACGUCAUCGCCCUUUCCUGCCUUCUCUUAGCCAGUAAAUUUGAGGAGAAAGAGGACCGUGUACCUAAGCUGGAGCAGUUGAACACGCUGGGCUUCAUGUGCAGCCUCAACCUGGCCCUGAAUAAGCGUGACCUCAUCAAAAUGGAAUUGCUGCUGCUGGAGACUUUCGGAUGGAACCUGUGCAUGCCCACGCCGGCUCACUUCAUCGACUACUACCUCCAUGCCGCUGUGCAGGAGGGCGACCUGCACAACGGCUGGCCAUUGACCUCUCUGUCCAAGACCAAAGCCUUUAUGGACAAAUACACACACUACUUCCUGGAGAUUUCCCUGCAAGAUCACGCCUUCUUGGGCUUCAGACCCUCGCAGGUGGCAGCCGCUUGCAUCGCAGCCUCUCGUAUUUGCUUACAGAUUUCCCCGAGCUGGACCACUGUGCUCCACCUGCUCACGGGAUACUCCUGGGACCACCUGACCCAGUGCAUCCAGCUCAUGCUGCUAGCGCAUGAUAAUGACGUGAAAGAAGCGAACAAGUCCAAGUCUUCACCCUCGUCCAGUCAGAGCGCACCUCCUCAAGCUCACGCCUCGCCUGGCCCUGCUCCCUCGGCUCUGCAAAGACACCCUGCAUCCACCUCACAGCAGCUCCUACUCCAGACUGGCAGCUACCCGCCACUCUCGCAGCACUCCUCUGCUCUGGCGCAGCUGCACAUGCUGGCUGAGUGCCAGGCCAUGGGUGCAGUGAGCACGCGGGAAUACCUCCAGCCGCACCAGGCUAGCCUGCUCUCUUCCUCUAUGCCGACCGCCUCAUUUCCUUCUUUCCCUAGUCUGGCACCGGGGCUGUGCGGCUUGCCCUUGCAGGGACCCAUCUCCAUGCAGGUGGGCAUGGCGGCAGAACCGCGGCCAUGCGUGAGCCUCGCUUACGCUAACAGCUACCUGGGCUCACACCACAGCUUCACCGCCGGAUGUUUCGACAGGUGACGCCAGGAGAGGGAGGGCAGACUACACUCGGGGCGCCCGCUGUCCUCCACCCUUCUCUCCUCCUCCCCAGCGCCAUCUACUCUCAGCCAGAGGCAGAGACUUUCUAAACAGAAGGCCCACAGUCGAACAGAUCCAUCAAAGGUCAUAGUAUUAAGCUGAAAGAACCUAAAGUGUGGACCUUCUGUGUUUUAUUUUUUUGUUUUUUUUUUUCUUUUUAAACGCCUAAGGUGCCUGUUGCUCUGCCCAUUUUGAGAAAAAAUCUCAAAAGACUACACUAUGCCCAUGUGGGUAUGUGGGCUAAUUCAAUCUGAGACCGUGAUGGGAGGAAAAUUGAAUGCCAGCUCUACAGGAUGUGAUUAUCAAACACUUGGAAACGUCCCACAGGGGCAUUUUAUUUCCAUUCAAAGCCUUAAGAAGGGAAAAGGUGGAGAUCAGGUUCCAAAACUUUUUUUUUCUUUUCCCACCUUUCUUUUCUUUCUUAUUUUUUUUUUUUAAUAUAUGUAUAAGUAAGGCGUCCUUGAAAUUUCACACUGGAAUUACUGUGUCGUCCUUGAUGCUGCUGCCUUAAAAGUCAGAAAACUCUGGCUUUGUGACCAAGAAACCUGUCUCCCUUUUGGUAUCGUUUACAGUGACUAAAUAAAACACAUAUCAGGGAUGCACAGAUUACUUGAAAGAAAAAAAAAUGCCAUUGAAAAAUACCAGCUGAUGUUUGUAUGAUGUGGUUACUUUCUAAAUGUGUUUGUUUGAUCUGCUUUAAAGGUGAGCAUGUCUGUGAGCAAGGUUACUUGCAGCUUUUGGUUUAGAGCCCCAUUCCUCUGGUCUUCCUGCCGACAGAUGGAGAGGAAAUCCCGGGGGAAUGAGGCAUCUGUCCUGUUGCCUCUGUGGCUCACGCUGGAGGAAGCUGAGCUUUACAGGCUGCUUAUCCGUGUAGAGGGGAGGGGGGGAGAGUCCUUGAUUCAUCCAUGUUAAGCUCACUGCCAUAGAAAGAUGACUUCAUUGUCUUUUACCUCAUCCAUUUAGACAUGCAAAUGACCUCACACUACUGCUGUGAAGAAUGACUGGCAGGCAGUCAGUCAGUCAGUCAGUCAGUCAUUCUCCAGUCACAUCUUAGGAAACUGUGGACACAUUUAUUGUAUUUGGUAGAUUAGAGAAUAUUUUACCAUUACAUAAUCAGCUAUACUACUGAUCUAUCGGUUUGGGGAGAUCUGCUUACUUGCGCACACGUGGGUGAGCUCAAAGACACUGUGAUGGGUAAAGACAACAGGGAUGAUGUUUGUUUUCUGCAAUUCCUUCCUUUUUAUUUGAUUUUUUUUUUUCUCAUUCCAAAUGGUUUACUUUGUUGUGAAAUUCCAAGCAAAGCUGAAUAUUCACGAAUCAGACCCAUUUUUACAGAACACGGAAGAUUAGACUAGCUCUGAGUCCAUUUAUCUCAGGUUUUUGUUGGGUUUUACAGGGAUGUCGACCGCACAACAAAAUCAACUAGCAGCAAGACCAAAGUGUCUGCGUGAUGUCCUGCUAAAUUAUAAGCUUUGGAACCACUUUACUGGGCUUUGGAUCCAAAUCGUCCUGUGAUGGUCCUUAAUCUUGAACUACCUCAAUGUAUGCUAUCGUUUUUUUGCAGGACUUCCAUUUUAAUUGAUGUUCUUUUUGACUGGUCAUGAGCUCCAGGAUAGGUUUUUUUAAUCCACAUUGCAUUUUAUUCCAUUAUUUUGUUUUUUGUUUUAUAUAUAUAUAUAUUUUAUGUUGAAGUCUCGUUAUUUAGGUAGAUGAAUUGUUCACUGUAACGGAUAUAGGCACUGUUUUUGUAUUUCAGUUCAUUGUAUUUUAGUGAAGCCCCUGUGUGCAAUACCUAACCAAGAAUUUCACCUGUUACUGUAUAUCUGUUACUUUUUCUUUUUUUUAACUUUACCACUGUAUUAUUUUUUUUUUUAUUUUAGCCAUUAGUGUGUUUUUAUAAUGAGCUAUUACUGCUUGAAGGCAGUGAUUUCUUUUUUUUUUUUUUAAACGGUCCACUAAGAAAAUGUUGCAUAUUGCAACCGAUGUCUGCUAAAUCAAGACGUUUAGUAGACCAUUGAGUACUGAUAGUUCAUUCAGUGGUCUAUGGUUUUAUUUAAAAGCCUGUAUUUGUGUAGGAGAUUGAGGCCAGUGGAGAUAGGUGUGGGGGGGACAUGCCAUUUGGAUAUAAAAUCCCAAAAAAUAAAACAAAAGAAAA
Messenger RNA from Tachysurus fulvidraco (yellow catfish), 4037 nucleotides. RefSeq names its product cyclin J-like (gene ccnjl). Gene Ontology annotation, cellular component: nucleus; cyclin-dependent protein kinase holoenzyme complex; cytoplasm. The record is from RefSeq and is a predicted model, not a curated record. The transcript is spliced from 6 exons. Gene Ontology annotation, molecular function: cyclin-dependent protein serine/threonine kinase regulator activity. Lineage: Eukaryota; Metazoa; Chordata; Actinopteri; Siluriformes; Bagridae. The coding region runs from base 608 to 1825 and encodes 405 amino acids. Gene Ontology annotation, biological process: regulation of cyclin-dependent protein serine/threonine kinase activity; mitotic cell cycle phase transition.